CCGCUUCCUGGUGUGGACUAAUAAUAAUGGACUGAUGAGAGAGAGAGAGAGAGAGAGAGAGAAGGUAGAACUGCUCGAGUCGGGUGAGUCCUCGGUGUGAUCUGUUCUGAUGUGUUACUGACCUGCGGGAACUGUACGAGCUGUUACAAGGAAGGGACACCAUAUUCAGUUGGAGGAAUGUCAGCUGUAAACAAAUCUGCAGAGGAUGGCGGCUCCUUCUCGUCAAAAGUCAUCAACAUCGUGUUUAUCAUCCUGCUGCUGGACCUGCUGGGAUUCACUCUGAUUCUACCUCUACUACCUUCCAUUUUGGACCAUUAUGCACAAACGGAGGAUGUUGUGUAUCAGUCUUUGCAGAGUGUUGUGGACUGGUUCAGGGAGGCUGUGGGGAUUCCUAUGGAAAAGAAAUACAACAGUGUUCUGUUUGGAGGUCUGAUCGGGUCGCUGUUUUCUCUGCUGCAGUUCCUGUCGUCACCGGUAACCGGGGCUCUGUCAGACCACUAUGGCAGACGACCCUUGCUCAUUCUUACCACAUUAGGGCUGAUGUCCUCCUAUGCAGUCUGGGCCGUUUCCCGGAGCUUCAGCAUGUUCCUUUUGUUUCGAGUAAUUGGGGGCAUUUGUAAGGGCAACGUCAGCCUCUGCACUGCCAUCGUGGCCGACUUGCCUUGCCCAAAAGCACGGAACCGAGGAAUGGCUAUGAUUGGCAUCGCUUUCUCCUUGGGCUUCACCGUGGGACCUCUGAUGGGUGCCUACUUCGCCCUCAGCUCCAAAACAACAGGAAAUAUCUUCUACCAAACUCCAGCUCUGCUCGCCUUGGGCUUCAGUGUUGCUGAUCUCCUCUUCAUUUGGCUCAUGCUGCCAGAGACGCUCACGAAGGACGUCAAGGCUUCAUCUUCAGGGUUCGGGGACUCCCGGGACCUUAUGAACCCAUUAUCUUUGUUCCAUUUUUCAGCUGUUACCAGGGCAAAAGAUCCACCUUCCAAAGAAAGAAUGCAGAAGCUUCAAGUGUUGGGCCUGGUUUAUUUCUGCUACCUCUUCCUGUUCUCUGGUCUGGAGUUCACGUUGAGUUUUCUGACUCACCAACGCUUCCACUUUACAAGUAUGCAGCAGGGAAAGAUGUUCUUCUUCAUUGGUGUCAUCAUGGCUUUGAUCCAGGGGGGUUAUGCUCGAAGAAUCAAACCCGGGCACCAUAUCAAGGCCGUUCGUAUGGCAAUCAUAGCAUUAAUCCCAGCAUUUAUUCUCAUCGGGCUCUCGUGGAAUAUAACAAUGCUUUACGCUGGCUUGGCAUUAUACUCAUUCGCUGCUGCAAUAGUUGUUCCAUGCCUGUCAACGCUGGUUUCUGACCACGGCUCGGCCAGUCAGAAGGGCACAGUGAUGGGGAUUCUGCGUAGUUUGGGCGCUCUGGCCAGAGCGCUGGGACCAGUGGUGUCAUCCUCCAUUUACUGGAUAGCUGGAGCUCAGAUCUGUUUUCUCCUCACAUCAGCCUCGUUCAUUAUUCCUCUGGCUCUCCUGAGAACAGCUGGGAGGCUAAAGGAGGAGUGAGAGACACAAAGACUUGAAAGAGACAUUUUCAUUUUUCAUAUUUUCUAUGAAUGUUAUAAUGUUUGCAUCGGCACUGACCGAUUAAGAGGUUUAUACUUUCUGCGCUGUUCACCAAGGAUCAUGACAUGAAACAAACUGAUGCAAGAAGACACGAACCUGCCAAAACAGAGGGGAAGUUAUUGUGGGGAAUGAUGUAAUGCCUAUUUACUAUGAAAUACGUGGGUGGGUAACAAAAAACAUUUAUUCUGUAUCUUGUAUAUCAUUUUAUAUGCAGUAUUUUAUCAUCACUCAGAUUUUAUAUUUUACAAAGUACGCUUUCUAUUUUAGCUCACUUAAAAAAUGUGGAUAUUCUAUUUUCUUGAAAUUAAAAAGAAUGAGAAGGAUGA
Morone saxatilis (striped sea-bass) is the source of this 1925-nucleotide messenger RNA. RefSeq names its product major facilitator superfamily domain containing 10 (gene slc75a1). The record is from RefSeq and is a predicted model, not a curated record. Lineage: Eukaryota; Metazoa; Chordata; Actinopteri; Moronidae. Gene Ontology annotation, cellular component: brush border membrane. The transcript has 13 exons. Gene Ontology annotation, molecular function: transmembrane transporter activity. Gene Ontology annotation, biological process: transmembrane transport. The coding region runs from base 178 to 1539 and encodes 453 amino acids.